This is a messenger RNA of Fusarium keratoplasticum, 462 nucleotides long. RefSeq lists its product as uncharacterized. The coding region runs from base 1 to 462 and encodes 153 amino acids. The transcript is spliced from 3 exons. The record is from RefSeq and is a predicted model, not a curated record. Lineage: Eukaryota; Fungi; Ascomycota; Sordariomycetes; Hypocreales; Nectriaceae.
AUGGUCUUCGGUUCAACCAAAGAGCAGCACCACGGCAAGGAGCAGGGCGAAGUCGCCAAUAUUCCUCCUCAGCUGUCUGAUCUGCAUUGUUUCACCGAGACAGACGGAAUCGUCACUACAACCAUGAUGGAUCUCCCCGGCUACCGCGUAGUCAAAGUCCUCGGCGCCGUCUACGGCAUCACAGUCCGCUCCCGCAACAUCGCCGCAGGCAUCGGCAUGGUCCUCAAGAGCAUGGCUGGCGGCGAGCUAACCUGGUUCACCUCGAUGCUGUACUCGUGCCGCAACGACUCCAUCAGCCGCGUCGUCGAGGAGACCAAGAAGCGAGGGGGAAACGCCAUCAUCUGCCUGCGGUUCGAGACGGGAGACUUGGGAGGGUUCGCGCAGGCGAGCGCGUAUGGGACGGCUUGUGUGGUUGAGAAGAUUGAGGGGGCGAAUGUUGAGGCUUCGCAGCUUGCAACGUAA